Octodon degus (degu) is the source of this 921-nucleotide messenger RNA. RefSeq names its product NK1 homeobox 1 (gene Nkx1-1). The transcript has a single exon. Gene Ontology annotation, molecular function: RNA polymerase II cis-regulatory region sequence-specific DNA binding; DNA-binding transcription factor activity, RNA polymerase II-specific. Gene Ontology annotation, cellular component: nucleus. The record is from RefSeq and is a predicted model, not a curated record. Lineage: Eukaryota; Metazoa; Chordata; Mammalia; Rodentia; Octodontidae. Bases 1 to 921 code for a protein of 306 amino acids. Gene Ontology annotation, biological process: cell differentiation; regulation of transcription by RNA polymerase II.
AUGUGGGACCAGGGGAAGUGGCCAGGGGAACAAAACCACCCUGGGGAGGCGUGGGGCAAGCUGACCCGCCUCUCUGUCCCAGUCCCUACAGGUUCUAGCGACCCCUACAAGGCAGACGAAGCCGAGGCCAAUGGCUACAGCAGUGGUGGUCACAGCCCAAGCGCGGACAGCGGGGAUGAGGCCCCUGGUGAGGAGGCUGAGGACGCCUCGAGGGGAGGUAGCAGCCACAGGGCCCGCGGGUCGGGCUGCUCCGGAGCCUCAGAUUCAGAGGCAGCUGCUGGUGCUGUGGAGGGAGUUGCAGUCCCUGUGCCCUGUGGGACCUCACCUGGAGCCCCAGGUACACCCGGGGGGUCCACUGCAACAGCAGCGUCAACAGCAGGUGGCACAGGGACAGGCCAGCAGGUUACAGCAGCCAAGCCCAAGAGGAAGCGCACAGGCUCCGACUCUAAGUCGGGGAAGCCAAGGCGAGCACGCACCGCCUUCACCUAUGAGCAGCUUGUGGCACUGGAGAACAAGUUCAAGGCCACACGCUACCUGUCGGUGUGUGAGCGCCUCAACCUGGCACUAUCACUCAGCCUCACUGAGACACAGGUGAAGAUCUGGUUCCAGAACCGCCGGACCAAGUGGAAGAAACAGAAUCCAGGUGCUGACACCAGUGCACCGACCGGUGGCGGCGGGGGUGCCGGGCCAGGUGCAGGGCCGGGCACAGGGCUGCCUGGUGGGCUCAGCCCACUUAGCCCAUCGCCGCCACUGGGUGCACCGCUUGCCAUGCAUGGUCCUGCGGGGUACCCAGCGCAUGGACCUGGGGGCCUGGUGUGCGCUGCGCAGCUGCCCUUUCUGUCUGGCCCGGCUGUGCUGUCACCCUUCGUGCUGGGCUCACAGACCUACGGCACACCCGCUUUCUACGCACCACACCUCUGA